AUGUCAUAUUCAUACGCAAAUACACUUAAUGGUUCCAUAUCGUCACUAUCGGCAUCAGUAUCGCUUUUAGGGAAUAGUCUGAAUUCAUUAGACGCGCUAUCAGAAGAUUUCGAAAGGUUACCAACAGUAUUAAAACAGUCAAACAUUUUCACAUUAAUACCUGAAACUGAUUUAAAUGAUGCUAAACAACACCUUGUUUAUGAGCUAGAGCCUAAGAUAGAGGCAUUAAAGGAUAAAGUCAGAUUAAAAAUAUCUAAAUUAGAAAGAAAAAAAUCAAAUUUAGUAUCCAAAAUUGAAUUGAAUCAAGUUAGAAUAAAUAAUUUCAAAAAUGAUGAGAAGGCAAAGAAAGCAAACCAAGAGAAUGUGGAGAUUGAAGGCUCAGAAGAAGAAUUAGAGAAAUUAAGACAAUUAAGACUUAAGAAAGAUAGAUUAAAAUUCAAACUUUCAAGUGUAAAACUACAACAUAGAAAAGCAAGAUUAAGUAUGAUCCCACGUUGA
Molecule: messenger RNA, 498 nt
Organism: Hansenula ciferrii
Lineage: Eukaryota; Fungi; Ascomycota; Saccharomycetes; Phaffomycetales; Wickerhamomycetaceae
Gene: SPC19
Product: Spc19p
Exons: 1
Coding region: 1-498 (165 amino acids)
Biological process (GO): attachment of spindle microtubules to kinetochore
Cellular component (GO): spindle microtubule; DASH complex
Source: RefSeq, a predicted model, not a curated record